AUGCGGGAGCUCUGUUUCCAGUGCUUUGGUAUUGAUUUCACCAUUGAUUGGGGCACAUCGGACGAUGCUGACACCUUUGUGUCUGCCCACGUAUUCUUCAAAGAGCACCCAGGCCUAUGCGAUAAGGAUAAUACGUACUUGUCCAGCAAACCGGCUGCAGUGAUACCACAUCGAGAGUUUUCCGUGGAGGAAAUCGAGGAAUACCCACCGUCUCCUAUCAGCGUACCCUUAACUCAGCAACCAGUUGAUAAUGCUUCCGCGAUACAAGACGAAGUGGUUGCCACCAAUAGCACAGACAGUGACGAUGACUGCAUCCAACAAGAAGCUGUACUCAAUUGCUACUUCCAUGUUACCCAUGCGUUCGCUACAAAGAGAAGCUACGUUGCAAAGAUGAAAGACAAAGUCUUCGCGCUACCCCAGGGCACUGCCUACAAACAUGUAUCGAACAUUGCGAAAACGAAAACAAUGGAACAGCGUCGUGUCAUCACAGAGCUGUACUUGCAGGACUGGAGAGAACAGAGAGGAGAAGGUGAAGCGGCAGACCACUUGUACAAAGAGUACUGUACGUAUCCAAGGUACAACUGGAACUACGCUUGCACAGGAGAGGUCGGUGUAUACCCAUCCAACUGUCCAAACGAAAGUUUCAAUCGCCAUGGAAUAAAGAGCAUCGCGACUGAUUGCUCGAAGAAUGCAACACUUGCAGCUUUUCUUGUGCACACAGCACCACGUCUGCUAGAGGAAGAUGCCAAUGCAAGAAGCGACCCAUGUACAAUCGAAAUACCAAGAACACCUUCUGUCUUUGCAGUUGCGGUAACUGGAUUCUUGAAGGAAGGAAUCGACAUUGUGAAACUCGGAGAAGACGAAUACGGUAAGGCAUCCAGCUGGUUGUGCAACUUGCGACACAAGAUUGGGGUUCCCAUAGACGAGAGACGCAUUCGGAUGGUACGAGCAUCCCUUGAUGGUGACAGCAGACCAUUUGCGAAGGAAUUGUCUAGCCUGGGAUGUGGUUUCCCCGACUUAAUAGCAGAUUCCAUGGUCAAAAUGACUGACACUGUUUGCCACUUGCAAUGGAAGCAAGGUAACAUUGUGGGGGAUUGCGAAGACUGCGUGAAACACCUUGGCUACAGCUGUCCAGGCGCCAUAUUCCUCCGAAGCAAGCAUAAUUUGCUUUCUUGUUCCUUGAAGAAUUUGCGAAAGACUAGUGCUAAUGCAAGAGGGGAUGUGGCAAAGGCCACUGCACGAGGCAAUACAAACCGGCUUUAUCGAAGUGGGCUAUCGAAGAAUUCCAAGCGACGGUGUCUGUCGAAGAUGGUGGAAACGUUCGAUGGGUACCUAAGCACUCUGAAUCAUCAACAGAUGGCAAAGCUGUUCUUGUACUUGCGUCUCUUCAGAUUGGACACAAAAGGAAACGAUCCAGUCAAAGGACGCACUACUCAGAGCCUGCUUGACACUCUGGUUUCCUUUUAUGACAAUCCAACUGGAAACAGAGCGAUGCUGAUUGCACGACCGAUGGAGAAGACUUCAUAUGCCGUUGUCAAGACAAUCGCAACGAAGCUGAAGGAUGCUUCUUGCACAGAGCCCCAAAAAGAGAACAACAAAUAA
Seminavis robusta is the source of this 1602-nucleotide messenger RNA. The record is from the annotation of a GenBank genome assembly. NCBI's taxonomy places the organism in Eukaryota, Bacillariophyta, Bacillariophyceae, Naviculales, Naviculaceae.